Messenger RNA from Eublepharis macularius, 972 nucleotides. RefSeq names its product olfactory receptor 1020-like. The record is from RefSeq and is a predicted model, not a curated record. Gene Ontology annotation, molecular function: olfactory receptor activity; G protein-coupled receptor activity. The transcript has a single exon. Bases 1 to 972 code for a protein of 323 amino acids. Gene Ontology annotation, biological process: G protein-coupled receptor signaling pathway. NCBI's taxonomy places the organism in Eukaryota, Metazoa, Chordata, Lepidosauria, Squamata, Eublepharidae. Gene Ontology annotation, cellular component: membrane.
AUGCACGAUACAGAGAAAGAGAACCAGACCUCCAUCACCGAAUUCAUCCUCCUGGGGUUUGGAAAUGACCCUGAGUUGCAGCCUCUUCUUUUUGUGAUCUUCCUGACGAUCUACAUCCUAACCAUGACUGGUAACCUCCUCAUGGUUCUGUUGGUUGUUGCUGAUCAUCACCUUCACACUCCCAUGUACAUCUUCCUAGGGAAUUUGUCCUGUCUGGAGACAUGUUACAGCUCCAUCAUCCUGCCUAAAAUGCUGGUGCAUUUGUUCACAGAAGAUGGAACUAUUUCUGUGAGUGGAUGCAUUGCCCAGUUUUAUUUGUUUGGUUCUUGCCUUGGUAUUGAAACAUAUCUUUUGGCAGCAAUGUCCUAUGAUCGAUAUUCGGCAAUAUGUCGACCUCUAUGCUAUGCUUCCACCAUGCAUGGGAAAUUUUGUGUUCAGCUCAUGGCUGGUGCAUGGAUCGCUUCUUUCUUGGCUAAUUCCAUUGUACUAUUUAUGAUGGCUCAGUUAUCCUUCUGUGGCCCCAAUGUAAUAGAUCAUUACUUUUGUGAUUUCAUCCCAUUGGUAAAACUGUCUUGCAGUGACACUACCUUGAUAGAACUGUUCACUUUUCUCAUGACCUUCAUUUUUACAGUCACCCCAUUUCUGUUGACUCUCACAUCCUAUGUUUUCAUUGGGGCCACCAUCCUGAAGAUUCCCUCUGCUCUGGGGAGACAAAAAGCAUUUUCCACCUGUUCUACUCAUCUCCUUGUGGUUUGCAUUUUCUAUGGGACCAUAAUCAUUGUCUACAUGUUACCAGACAGCCCCACACUGAGAAACCUGAAUAAAGUCUUCUCUGUCUUCUACACAGUGCUGACUCCCUUGGUCAAUCCCCUCAUCUACAGCUUGCGAAACAAAGAAGUCCACAAAGCCCUAGGAAGUGUUGGCUGCAAAGUGUUGGUUUUUGCAAGGACCAAAGCAAAUUUAUUGUUAUAA